Messenger RNA from Lethenteron reissneri (Far Eastern brook lamprey), 425 nucleotides. RefSeq names its product ribosomal protein S21 (gene RPS21). Gene Ontology annotation, cellular component: ribosome. The record is from RefSeq and is a predicted model, not a curated record. NCBI's taxonomy places the organism in Eukaryota, Metazoa, Chordata, Hyperoartia, Petromyzontiformes, Petromyzontidae. Gene Ontology annotation, molecular function: structural constituent of ribosome. Gene Ontology annotation, biological process: translation.
GGCCUGUCGUGGUGAUGGGGGGGGUCAAAGGGUGCUUCCGCCUUUCCCGCCCUCCCUUUCUUCCUCUGCGCUCUGUGGAGUCGGAUCUGACCCAACAACAACAACAUCAACAUGCAGAACGACACCGGCGAGUUCGUGGACCUGUACGUCCCGCGGAAAUGCUCGGCCAGCAACCGCAUCAUCGCUGCCAAAGACCACGCUUCUGUACAGAUGAACAUCGCGGAGGUCGACCCCAGCACCGGCCGUUUUAACGGCCAGUAUAAGACCUACGCUCUCUGCGGACCCAUCAGAAGGAUGGGCGAGUCUGACGAUUGCAUCCUGCGGCUGGCGAAGGAAGACUCCAUCGUCUCAAAGACCUUUUGAGACGAAGACGUCGGGCUGAGAAAAUGUGUCGCAAAAUAAAACGAACGUUUUAGAAGUGAAAA